AUGGAAAGCUCGCACUGUGAUAGCCGAAUUCUGGACACCUCUGGCGCAGAAGAUAACAAAGUCAAGCCGAGUGGACCUGCCCCAGGCGUGUGCGAGAAGGCCGAUGAGAAUCGUCGACCCCGGCGCUCCGAUUGGCCAGCCUCCCACGUCAACCACCGCAAUUUAUUCGGUGCGGUGGGGAGAAACACCCUCGGGCACACCGUGACAGCCAUCUUUGGGCUUGAAAUUUUGCAUUCAUUUGUGGAUAGACCUGUCAAUACUUCGUCCCUUCUACAAGUUUCACUCAUUUACACCUCCAGCUUUGAUUACAAAACCGCUUCGACCACGUCGGCCAAAGUACGCGCCGGGACGUCACAGACUGCCUUGACGGAAUGCCACCUACAGGUUGAAUGCUCGGCUCCACAGCCCUCACACAUGACAGCAAAUGAUAGCGAGCCCUUGGGAGUGGUCAGAAAGAUCCGUAUUCCAGUUCGGGCAGCAAGGGGUCCGCAGGGUCCCAGAGGCCUUCGUGGACCUGCUGGACCCCGAGGACCCCCAGGAUUCAGUCCCGAAAUUAAUGAAGAUAUUGUCACUAACGGUCGCGUAAAAAGACGUGUGACCAGUCAGCGUCUGCCUAGCUACACACCUCCUGAGCGUCAUUUCAUAGUUUGGAGGUUGGAGGAGCAGAAGGACUAUGAGGACAUCCACAUUUUGGAGCUACGAGUAGGCACUCAUGGCUUCAGUGAUCGUCUAGCAAGCCUUGACGAUUUUGCCGGCACUUGUUCCAUUGAAAUGGUGCGACCAAAUGCAAGUGGUGCCCAGUACUGCGAUUCCCUCGAAUCCAUGCUGCCCGAAUUGAUCUCCACCUCAGUGGGCAUCGUCAUUGACUGGGACGCCAUUGAGGGCACCACUGAAGAUGAAAUUUGGCGAGCGUUUCAAAACCGCUUAGUGGAUGAGACCAUCUUUCGGCCCGUGGUUGCAGCCUAUUCGGCACAAUUUCGCUCAGCGGAGGCUUUCUCAGCAUGGCAGAGGAAUUCGCAAGACAACACUAGACGGAGGGAUUCAGAGACAAAUGUUGGGUGCAAACCUAGCCCACUUGGCAGCCAAUUUCUGCUCCUCCUAAUCUAUGGCUGGCUUCGGAUGAAGAUAUUUUAA
Molecule: messenger RNA, 1134 nt
Organism: Echinococcus granulosus
Lineage: Eukaryota; Metazoa; Platyhelminthes; Cestoda; Cyclophyllidea; Taeniidae
Exons: 4
Coding region: 1-1134 (377 amino acids)
Source: RefSeq, a predicted model, not a curated record